UCCAUCCUGCGCAUUGAAGCUUAAAAUCAUCGGAAAUAGUUCUUUUGUCAGAAGAUCACAGGCUUUAAGCUCACGGGGUCCACCUACUCUUCAUCCAUUCUCCGAACAUUCAGGGGAUCUGACAUAUCGAUCCUUACUAUACCACACUAUCAUGCCUUUCCCUCCACGCGAGAAGGGCCGGAUGGCAAAAUCCGGGAGGUCAGAAGAGGAAUUCGUUCUAUUUCUUCAGGGAAUACCGGCACACUGUCGCUGGCAAGAGCUCAAGGACCUAGUCCGCCAGACAGCCUUACAUAUCCGUCAAGCUGUGGUCUACGAUGACCAGCAUGGAUUCCCAACCGGUCUUGGCCAGAUCAUUGUGAAGAACGAAGACGAAGCAUGGCGGACCUACCAUAGGCUAUCUACGAACGGCUGGGAAGGCCAGAGUCUGGUUGUCACAUUAGCACGAACCAGCUCACCUACACGACCAAUUGCCGGGCCUACGAAGAGUCCAACCUGCAUGAUCCCACCCAACUAUGUACCAGGCUACUCGACUCCGCCACGAUCAACACAAAACAUGGCAGUGCCUCCGUCUCCCAUUUCACCCGAACCCAUCGUAUCCGGCAGUCCCAACUGCCCGACAUAUCCAACCACUGAAUACGGCCCCAUGGUCCAUCCCCUACCAAUGCCUCAGCAGCCUUUCAUGCCUUUCCCUACAGAUCCAGUCACACAACAGCCCAUAACAGGCAUCCCACCGUCGCCCGCUCCUCUCCGCCACUCCUUUGGCGACGCCUUUGCUGUUCCCUUUCUCCCCACAUAUUCUUUUACUACCACGCCACCGUUCCCUGACACCCCAGCACAUGGUGGCGGCUUUAGUCUACCCGGACGUCGGGCCCACAUGUCCGGCAAAGCUUCUUACGGCUACAACCCGGCGUUCGCGCCGCAGAUCUACCACACCGGGGGCCCAGGCCCCCGUUCUUCCCCACGACGAACUAUAUUCGUGCAGAACCUCAGUCCCACCACCACCGACAAGCUCCUUCGCGCCUUUAUCGAAGAAAGCGGCGCCACAGUGGAGCAAUCAGAGGUGUCCACGGACCCUGACACCGGGCGCUGCAAAGGCUUCGCGCGGAUAACCCUGCGCACAGCGGAUGAAGCCAAGCGUGUUGUAGCGCAGUACCACGGAAUCAACUUCAUGGAUGCGAAAAUCCGCGUCAAGAUUGACCGGAGUCUUCAUUUCGCGUACAGCCUGACCCGCGAGAGACACGCCGGUACGGUCCCAUUAGCUAACACGAACGGUUCGGUCGCAAAGAACCAAGGACCAUAUGGUCCUAGCAACAACAGCAGCCCGAGGUCAUCGUCGCUGUCUUCGUCGACUUCAGCGUCGUCCAAAUCGGGCGAGCACUGCGGGCCUCUGGUUGUUAAUGGGUCGAAUACUGGGACCAAAGCAGUGGCUACUUAGCCGCAAUGCAUUCCUUCCACUGCAUCACUAGUUGUGACAAAGAUCGCAUUGACUGGCUAGCCAAGCCUAUAGUUGUUAUUCGAUAUACAGAUAUACUAUUAUCAUCAUCAAUAUU
This is a messenger RNA of Aspergillus eucalypticola CBS 122712, 1550 nucleotides long. Its product is annotated as RNA-binding protein. Gene Ontology annotation, molecular function: mRNA binding. The transcript has 4 exons. Gene Ontology annotation, cellular component: ribonucleoprotein complex; nucleus; cytoplasm. Bases 152 to 1435 code for a protein of 427 amino acids. NCBI's taxonomy places the organism in Eukaryota, Fungi, Ascomycota, Eurotiomycetes, Eurotiales, Aspergillaceae. The record is from RefSeq and is a predicted model, not a curated record.